CCAGAGAAGACCUUUAAGCUGAUCGGCGCUGCCUUUGAUUCGCUAGCCGCUACGGUGCUCCUUAGCUUUCAGGCAUGCGGGCGGGAAAGGGGCUGGCGGCUUUCGGGAAGUUGAGUCGUGCUGUGGAGAGCAGAUCUAAGAGGCGAGGGAACAGCUCUAAACCUACUCCCUACCAGAAGGGGAUUGCAAGGCAGAAGGGUUCAAAAUAUGGACUAGAGGCACUGGGGAGCCACUGCAGCCUACUUUCCAUAAUUCCGACCCGAAACUUCUGCGACUUGCACUUUAUUCGUGGUUGACUGGGAGUCCCCAUCCCACCUCCACCACGUCACAGAGACUGGACCGGAGAAAAUCCAGUGGAUUGGCCUGCCCUGGUGUGGAUCCGGAGAAAGCGGGUAGACCACUUUUCCUUUUGGGCCAGGCUGAACUUCAGCCCCUCUAGCGACGCGACGACCAACCCCCUGGUUACCACGACAACCGCUGCGUCGACUUUGCCAGAGGAGGGCUCAGAGGCAGUCCUAGGCCCCCUCCUCUAGACAGGCAAGGGGCGGGGCUUCCCUCUGACCGCAAGCUAGUGUAGGGAAUCUGGGAUCCGAGAAGGCGGGUCGUUAAUGUCCCUGGCGGCUCCGGAUUCACUCGGGUCAAAAUCUCUUAUACUACACAAAGGGCCCGCACUGCUAGAGUCCAAAGUCAGGCUUGCGGGACUGAACCCGCAGCUACCCCCAGUCAAGGCCUCGGCCGUAACCCUUUAUUCCACAUACCACCACCUCCGCGCGCGCCAGCCCGCCCCAUCUAGUAUUCUACUCCUUUAAGAGGACGGCUGCAAAGAGUGGACUGUUCCACUGGCGACAUACUGUGGGGGUACUAUCUCAGGCUGGAUGGCUCUCGCGGCUGAGACUCUAGCGGGAAUUCUGAUUCCAAGAAGUAUUAGAUCUCAGAUAGAUGACUAUGUUCCUCUACAGAAGGUCUGGGGGUCCUCGAACUCGAAACGCAGCACUGGAAGAAAGGAAGGCGAACAAACCCUCCCCGCGAGGCCGCCAUGGGUCCACCUCCGAGGCUCGAUUCUUAAAGGGCCCGCUGGUCGCCGCUGGCCUCGGGGCGGAGCCAGCAGAGGCUCGAGCUGGGGCAGUGCUUGGGAGAAGGGCCGGAGCGGGCUUGGCUGGUACCAGGAUGGCGGCGGCCCUGGCGUGGGUCCUGGCGGCGCCUGGUGCGAGUUCCUGAGCUGCUACCAGGCAGGUGACACUUCCUGUAGCCCCCAGCAUGCGGGCAGGACUGGGUCCCAUCAUCACACUGGCCCUGGUGCUGGAGGUAGCAUGGGCCGUGGAACUUAAGCCCACAGUGCCACCCAUCUUCACUGGCCGACCCUUUGUGGUCGCAUGGAAUGUGCCCACACAAGAAUGUGCCCCGCGCCACAAAGUGCCCCUGGACCUUAGGGCCUUCGAUGUGGAGGCCUCACCUAAUGAGGGGUUUGUCAACCAGAACAUCACCACCUUCUACUACGACCGUCUAGGCCUGUAUCCACAUUUCGAUGCAGCUGGGAUGUCUGUGCAUGGUGGUGUGCCUCAGAACGGUAGCCUCUGCGCACACCUGCCCAUGCUGAAGGAAUCUGUGGAGCGCUACAUUCACACCCAGGAGCCUGGGGGGCUGGCGGUCAUUGACUGGGAGGAAUGGAGGCCUGUAUGGGUGCGAAACUGGCAGGAGAAGGAUGUGUACCGGCAGUCUUCACGCCAGCUGGUGACCAGUCGACACCCUGACUGGCCGCCAGACCGAAUAGUAAAGCAGGCACAGUAUGAGUUUGAGUUUGCUGCUCGGCAGUUCAUGUUGAAUACACUACGCUAUGUCAAGGCAGUCAGACCUCAGCACCUCUGGGGCUUCUACCUCUUUCCUGACUGCUAUAAUCAUGAUUAUGUCCAGAACUGGGAGAGCUACACAGGCCGCUGUCCUGAUGUGGAAGUGGCACGCAACGACCAGCUGGCCUGGCUCUGGGCUGAGAGCACCGCUCUCUUUCCCUCUGUGUACCUGGAUGAGACACUGGCUUCCUCCACACACAGCCGCAACUUUGUGAGUUUCCGUGUUCAGGAGGCCCUUCGUGUGGCUCACACCCACCACGCAAACCAUGCCCUCCCAGUGUACGUCUUCACACGCCCCACAUACACCCGAGGACUCACAGGACUGAGUCAGAUGGACCUCAUCUCUACCAUCGGUGAGAGUGCAGCCCUGGGCUCAGCUGGUGUCAUUUUCUGGGGCGACUCAGUGUAUGCUUCAAGUAUGGAGACCUGCCAGUACCUCAAGAAUUACCUAACACAGUGGCUGGUUCCCUACGUAGUCAAUGUGUCCUGGGCCACCCAGUACUGCAGUUGGACCCAGUGCCAUGGCCAUGGACGCUGUGUGCGCCGCAAUCCCAGCGCCAAUACCUUCCUGCACCUCAGUGCCAGCAGCUUCCGGCUAGUGCCUGGCCGUACACCUAAUGAACCCCAGCUUCGACCCGAGGGGAAGCUCAGCGAUGCCGACCUCAACUACCUGCAGACACACUUUCGCUGCCAGUGCUACUUAGGCUGGGGUGGCGAGCAAUGCCAAAGAGACCAUAAGCGGGAAGCUGGAAGUGCCAGGAGAGCUUGGGCUGGGCCCCACCUCAUCAGUCUGCUGACUUUGGUAGCCAUGGCCCUUACCUGAACCUUAUAAAGGAGUCUCCCACCAGGAUAUCACUCCAGCUGGCCUCUGGCACAAGGAUCUGGGCAUGAGGAGCCUGUUGGGGGUAGACAAAUGAAUUUGGCGUGGGCAGAGCCCCCGGGAUGCCUAACAGGCAUCCAUAGCAGCUGUCAUCCCCCUGUUCUAAGGGGGAGAGAAAAAUCCCCCGAGAAGCCCCUCAUCUUGCCAGUGAAGAAGGAGGCUACAGCUAAGCCAGGGAAGGCCUGACUCUACUUCCUUGCUCCUGGAUAGUUUAUAGUUCUGGGGUCUCUUUUGUAAAUUAAAUAUAAAACAACUCUG
This is a messenger RNA of Myodes glareolus (Bank vole), 2985 nucleotides long. The record is from RefSeq and is a predicted model, not a curated record. NCBI's taxonomy places the organism in Eukaryota, Metazoa, Chordata, Mammalia, Rodentia, Cricetidae.